Aspergillus saccharolyticus JOP 1030-1 is the source of this 1235-nucleotide messenger RNA. Its product is annotated as fumarylacetoacetate hydrolase family protein. Gene Ontology annotation, molecular function: acetylpyruvate hydrolase activity. The record is from RefSeq and is a predicted model, not a curated record. NCBI's taxonomy places the organism in Eukaryota, Fungi, Ascomycota, Eurotiomycetes, Eurotiales, Aspergillaceae. The coding region runs from base 295 to 1182 and encodes 295 amino acids. The transcript has 5 exons.
CAACCGCAGCGUGGGGAAGUGUUUGAAGUGGGCUGUUUAGCGCAGCUGUGGUCGAGUCAUUGCCGGGUUUUGUCCGACCAGAAGCCCCGAGCUUGUUGCCAUCCCACCCGAGUCGAAUCGCCAUGCCCCACCUCUUCUUUUCUCCCCUCCCCGCACCGGAAAGAGGGGUGGCAGCUGCGAUGUCGGGGUAGUUAUAUGCCGCCCACUCUUCUUAAAAUGCCUGUAUUCCACUGUUCUAGACACAUUCCGGUUCGCUUCAUCAACCGCAUAUCCCACAAUCGCCCUUUGUACACCAUGUCUAAGAUCGCUUCCACCUUCUCGCGCCUCGUGCGCUUCGUUCCCAAGUCGAACCCCACCAAGAUCCUUAUCGGUGAGCCUGUCGAUGCGUCAAUCGACGUGGGCUUGGCCGUCUACAAGGGCCAGGAGGUCUCUGUGCACCCUUUCUCCGGCAGCUCCGUCCUAAACCCCGGCCAAAAGACCGACGCGACCGAGACGAUCGAGCGCAUUCUUUCUCCAUUGGCACAGAGCGAGGUUGGAACGAUCCGCUGCAUUGGCCUGAAUUAUGUCUCCCACGCGGCUGAGAUGAAGCUUGAUAUCCCCAGCGUCCCCACGCUCUUCAUGAAGCCGCCAACGGCACUCUCCGACCCGUGGCCCGCUCCCACUGUCCUGCCCAAGAUCACCCAGAAGGACAACACCGGUGACUACGAGUCGGAAAUGGUCAUCGUCAUCGGCCGCGACGCUAAGGAUGUGAGCGAGGAGGAGGCGCUGGACUACGUGCUCGGAUACACAGCUGCCAAUGACGUAUCCAGCCGGACAUCUCAGAUGAACCAGAGCCAGUGGUGCUUCUCCAAGGGAUUUGACACUUCCUGCCCUAUCGGCCCCGUCCUCGUCUCCGCUGCUCAAGUCCCCGACGCCAGCAAACUUCACAUCCGCGGUACCAAGAACGGCAAGGUGCUGCAGGAUUGCCCUCUCACCGACCUGAUCUUCAGUGUGCCCCAGCUCGUCAGCUUCUUGUCGCAGGGCACCACCCUUCCCGCUGGAACCAUCAUUCUGACCGGUACUCCCCCCGGUGUUGGUGCCGCCAAGAACCCCAAGGAAUUCCUGAAGCACGGCGAUGAAUUUGCCGUUGAGCUGCAGCCCCAUGUGGGAACGUUGAUUACCAAGAUUGAGAACCAGGCUUGAGGUUGAGUUUUUGUAGCGAUAAUAUCACAUUUUGAAUAAAAUUAGAGUUUUGC